UCCUCUGAAAAUUCUGGAAUCAUCAUUUGACAGCGUAAAUUGUUCUACGAUUGACUGACGACCGGUCCAGAUUAAAUCAGAGUGAGCCAUACGACGUUUGUUCCAAUAGCGAUUUACCUUGCUGGGGAGUUAGCUGACGUCAUGUGAUUUGGACUUCAAGAGAAAUCGAAAUCAUUCCCCUUGCUCCCCCUGCUCGUCGAUCACACCAUUUUGUUUGCUCAUCAAUGAACUUCCUCACUUAAAGAAGGGAGUAAGAAUGGACUCGCAAAGGCAGAAACGCAAGAAAGAAAUACAAGAAGCUCUGAAUUUCAUACAGUCUUCAGUCCCAUAUCCAGAUCCUGAAAGCUACAAGGUGUCUUAUAAUGUCGGAAAUGUUCAAAACCCUUUGAGUAGAAUUGCACCAGUCAGUUUUCCUAGCGUGGCUCAAUGCGUUGCCCUUCGCAACGCAAAUGACAUGCAACAGUCUGCCAUCUCAGACUUGGACAGGCAAGACGCUUUGGAGGACUGUGAGCUGUUAGGAGAUGACCUGGACAACCUCCUUGAUUGUGUCCCCAAUGAACAUUUACCUGCUGAGGUCCACAAUCCGAAAGUAGCCUCACCUCCCAGCGGGCAAAGAACUUUUUUGCUUCCUGCCUCAAGGCCUCAGCUCCCCCCAGCCUUCUUUUGCUCUUCCAUGACUCAAUUUAACCCCAAGAGCUCCCUUUCCUUCGGUGGUCACAACUCACUAGAUGCCCUUGAUGACCUAUCAGCUCCACAGGGUCCGCAUUCCUCUGAUAACCUCCCUGGAGGUGGAGAUGAUAUGCGUUUGAAGUCACUAGAUUCCCUAGAUGACCUCUUGAUGGCAACGGCUUGCGGCGUAGCGCCAAAAGCCACUCAACCCAAAACAAACCUGAAAGAAUUAGAUAACUCUUUUGAUGACUUGCUUGAUAAAUAUCAACCUGCGAGGCUCACCUGUGACCCAUCCGCUCAACUGGACUCGCUCGAUUCCUUGGACUCGUUUCCCGCAAGAAAUUCUGUGCCCGUACGCCCGCCCAAGGGAACAAACCUGGACUCACUCAGCAAUUUCAGCUCUUCUGCGACACAAACUUCAGUCUCAAACCCUCUGUGGGCCACUCACGACUUCACGCAGGCCUGUCGGAAUUGCAUUCCUCACGAAGGUCAAGGGGUUCACUCCUUCAUUUACAAGCCCGAGCCAGGCCACAACUGUAAGCGAGACAUUCUCCUGUGUAGACGAAAGACGGCUUUACCUUCGGAAUGGACCAGAGUGCGACAGCCACCGACAUGGACGUUCAUCACGGGGCCUUUUCUCCUCUGCAAACACCAGCCAAAGUAUGGAGAUCUUGGUAUCUGUAAGUUUGGGGAAAAAUGCAACUAUGCCUACAACCAGCUGGAAAUUGACGUUUGGACCGAGGAAAGGAAAGGAACCCUGGACAGAAACCUGCUUUUCGGACCAUCGGCUGUUACCGACAUAGACCCCGUGAACAGCAUCAUACGCCUUCGACAGGAACACAAGGGCAAUUUCAGCUUCCUCUGUCAGGAGUGCUAUGACAGCAAACCUCGGAUUAUCAGUAGGCGCUGCCGAGACAAUCACACAGUGUGCUCAAACGUGCACGUCCACCACUCCUUCGAUGCUAACAAGUGUUUAGCGUUUGAAGUGAGGACCACUCAGUGCAACUACAGAAAAGUGCGUCCAUUUAAUAUACUGGCCCACUUUAAACUGUGCAGCCAAAAGUCACAUGACGGAUGCCUCGGGGAGGACAAGUGUCAUAACGCUCAUUCCGUCAUCGAGCUGCAAACCUGGAAGGUGCAGAGGGACACAGGUAUCACUGCUGAUGAGAUUGUUAAAGUCUCGGCAAAAUAUGAUAAAGAGGAGCAGAAUGCCGGAAACGAAAGAUCAUUGAGAUCAAGUCGACAGGCUACUGCUGCUGCUGCUGCUGCUACAAACGGUGUGGAAAUACUAAAAGGCAAAAGUUUGAACAUGAAGAUGAAGUUUAUCUGUGCAAGCUGCUUCCAAGACGGCCACAUAAGUACGCCAGACGUACAUCUCAAGUAUUGCUCCAACAAGGCCAAGCACCCGUGGAUGAGAGAGCAAAACACGCUCAUGGUGAAGUCCUUGGAUCAAAAUAAAUGGGUCCCUGCCAGACCGCUUCCAACCAAAUACUUUCCUGCACAAUAUCAAUUGUGCAAACAAAUCUUGGCAAAGAAGAAAUGUGACUACGCUGACAAGUGCUCCUUUGCCCACAGCCCAGAAGAAAAAGAGAUGUGGAUGUAUAUGAAGACUCAAAAUGUCAUCGACAUGCUGCAGAUAUACAAAAUGUGGCUGACAUUAAGCGCACAAAAUUGCCAAGCAGACAAAACCGUGCCCGCCCAAGAAAAAGACAUUGUCAUGCCGACAGAUAAUCCGGAAGCAAUGUGCGGCAUCUACUGUCCUCUGUGUGGCAAGCACAGUAACGGCGAGCGACAAUGGCAGCAACACAUCUCCUCCGCCAAGCACAAGGAGCGCCUGUUCAGUUGUGAAGGAGAAGACGAGGCUUUGAAAUGGACCCACCGCUUCCCCGGUGUGUCCUUCCAGCUCUGCACCAAGUCCGAAGCUGACUGCCCUGAAGGUGCCAGUUGUGACUUUGCCCACAGUCGUGAGGAGUUGCAGGAGUGGAUUGAGAGACGGAAUUUCCUGCGGCGCAAAUUGGACAAAGCCAGGGAAGACCUUCUCAUCAUGCCUGAUGAUUAUGACUACGGCCAGUACAACUUUCUACUUCAACACUAAGAAUUACAAAAGAACAGAAAUGUACUUUUUUUUUUGUCCUGACUGCUUUGUUUUGUGUUGUUGUUUUUUCCUCUAUUGCUCGUGAAAUUGCCCCAAUAAAAAUUAAUGACAAAAUCCUGCACAGCAUAGUCAUACAACUCUACACAAAAGAAAAUAAUUCUAUGCAGACAAUGUCAUCUUGUAAUUUGAUAAGUGGCAUGAUGAAGUUUAUUUCCACUUUUGUUUACAUCUGCUAAGAUUUUCUGAAUAAUAGGGUUGUGUUGUUUUAAAACCUGUAGUUCACUGUUUCAUCUUAUUGUGGAUGAAUUAAAGUUUGUAUCCUGUGCAUUCCGAUUUUUGUUAAAUAAAACCAAAGCUACUGAAAA
Syngnathus typhle (broad-nosed pipefish) is the source of this 3129-nucleotide messenger RNA. Its product is annotated as zinc finger CCCH domain-containing protein 7B-like. Gene Ontology annotation, biological process: miRNA processing. The record is from RefSeq and is a predicted model, not a curated record. Gene Ontology annotation, molecular function: metal ion binding; miRNA binding. Bases 257 to 2764 code for a protein of 835 amino acids. NCBI's taxonomy places the organism in Eukaryota, Metazoa, Chordata, Actinopteri, Syngnathiformes, Syngnathidae. The transcript has 19 exons.